GAUGCCUUCCUGAUAUCGUUUGAACUGAGGAUACCAUUAACUUCCAUCCUCAUCGCACCACUUUCUAAGCCUAAAAGUGAGCUCCGCUUUUUCUUUUAAAUGGAAACCGGGUGGCUAAUGAGUUAGUGAUGUCUACCAGAGUUAUAAUCCCGUUCUUCCACGCAAAUCUAUUUCUGAAACAGCACAUACAGUGUGUUGAUGUUUUGGCUGUUUUUUUUAAUGCUGGCCUUACUUUGGAAUGCCGGACAAAGAUUAAGCAAAUUGGCCACCGUGCUACAUGGCCUAAAAUAGCUCUGGGACACGGCUGAGAGGCUUUGACCGUAGCUUGGACGUUGACGGAUACUACCUUGGUGCUUUCUCUGAAUCCGCUGCAAUGUGAGAAAUAAGUCACUCAACAUGAACAACACGCCCACACAGGACAAGUCCCUGCAGAGGGUUUCCUCGGCCAGCGGGCACACAUUACCCUCCCGAUCAGUACAGCCCACGUCGGACCCCUCAGUCCCUAAGCGGCUAUGCUUUUACAAAAGCGGCGAUCAUAAAUUCAGCGGGCACCGCAUGGUUAUAAAUGGCCGCACCUUCAAGACAUUCGACGCCCUCCUUGACACCCUAUCCAAAAAAGUGCCUCUGCCCUUUGGGGUGCGGACCAUCACCACUCCUCGAGGGACACACUUUGUAAAGGGAUUGGAUGAUUUACAGGACGGGGGCUGCUAUCUUUGUUCCGACCAGAGGCGGGUCAAGCCUCUUAACCUGGAGGAGGUGAGCCGACGGCAGGUACCCUGGAACACCCCGAGAGCCUUCAUUGCGGGGCGGUGGAGGCGCCAGGGGGACGGAACUGGCAACAGGCCGGCAAAAGUGGCACGACGUGUGGCCGUGAGAACUCCAAAGAGGCUGGUGGUCAUCAGGAACAAGGAUCCUACACUUAGACGCACGAUUGUGCUGCAGAAACGCACGGCGCCGACCUUUGACGCUCUGCUGGACUACCUCUCCCAGAUUUUGCAGUUUCCGGUGCUGAAACUCUACUCUGUUGACGGUAGAAGAAUUGGCGGUCUGGCAGCCCUGAUCUUGUGCUCUGGAUUCAUUGUGGCAGCAGGCAAUGAGCCAUUCAUGAUAGGCAAUCACAGCUUUCAUGGGACAAGCCAGACGGUCCAGGCGAUGUUUAUGGAAGCAGUGCAAGCAUCUACGCAACAGCCUCAAGCUCACAACAACAAAUUACUUUCCGGUGGAAGACGCUCCAGAAACUUUUCCUUAUCAUCUGAGCAAUAUAUCAUCAACCAGAUAAACAAAUCUCGAAACGGAAGUACGGACAGUCGGAAUCUUUGCUCUGGAUCUAGAUUUAGAAGUACGUGCCUGGAGGCGUGCGGGACCACAAGGGCGGACAACGAGCACCACGCCUGCAUUUUACCUCUGGACGACGACAUCGAGAAAUCUUUCCGAGUGAAUCAAGACGGCAGCAUGACAGUGGAGAUGAAAGUGCGCCUGACCAUCAAGGAGGAGGAAGUGCUCCACUGGACCACCACGGUCAGCCGCCCCAGGAGGACAGUUCGUACCUUAGUAACAGAGUCAGGCAACAUUUCACCUGACUCAAACAUCUAUGUUGCCAACGAACCCUCAAAUAUAUGUAAAGAUGGGGAGAAAAAGGAAAAUCAGCCUUCCACAAAUGAAGAUGUUAGUUUUAAUGACAGCGAGGAAUCAAAAGUUGCAAGAAAAUGUUAUAGACGAACUCCUACUCCAGGUCCUUGUCGUGUGCAGAAGCAGCCGUCUGUUGAGAGUGUGAAGAUGCUGACUGACACUGGGGUGCAAGAGAGCACAUUUGGCCAUUAUUCCUGUACAAAGAGGACUGCUGAAGGACACACAGCUGAGGGAUACUGCAUAGUAAGACAGGGCAGCAACACCCAACCUGUUCCAAAGCACCGGAAGUCUGUUCUAAAACAUUCAUUCAACAACACCUCUUUCCACAAGUCCACAGGAGUUGCAGAGGUUCUUAAGAUAGAAAAUACUGGCUUGGAUGUUAGAGAGACUGUGAUGCAUAUUUAUGAGAGUCAAGGCUGCUACAAUAAUUACCUUGUAAAGGAGGGGUCUGGUGAAGAAGAUGAACCUUGGCAUUGUUCAUCAGAAGGACCACAAAGCAAUCCGUCCACUGCCUCAGGGCCAACUUCCAGCAAUGAAAUUGACUUUAGCAGGCAGCAACAGACUGCUGACUCACUCCAAAGACAGAAAGAGGAGAUGCUAUCAUUGUCGUCAGAGCCACUGGCAAACAGUAUUUCUUCUACGUCUAAGAAUGAAAACAAAACUGAAAAUGUCCCACCACAUAAGCUCCAGAAAAAUACAGAUACCAAAAAGGCCUCACAGUCAGGUUUAGCUGGUAAAAAGUAUGACAGCUCUGGCAGACUGACAAAGCAAGGCACAAAUCUAUCAACUGACAAGAUCGGUAGCCAUGUUGGUGGAGCGAAAAACAGUUCAUCAGAAAGUGCUAAAAGUGGUCUAAACCGUAAAGUAGACCGGACAAAUAGACAUGAAAAGGAAUCAGAAUCAUCAUUUAGAGCUUCAACCGAGGAACACAACAACAAUAAAGCUGCUAAGGAUAACGGUCACAAUGUCAAUACCCCGUCGGUAAGGCCUGUGAUGAAAAAGAACGUUUCAGAUCUUUUAAAGCUCCAAAAGUCAUUUGGUUCAAGAAAAAAGACCAAAUCCACGAAGGGCAAAAGGAUAUCAUCCUUAGAGUUGAGCCAGAAUGUUUCAAAGGCUUCUUUUAAUCCAACCCCCUCCGAAAUACACCAAUAUGUUGAGAACUGGUUAGAGGAGGUUACUCCAGACCCAGUGGCGUACAUUGAGAAGGCAACCACAGUUGAGACGGACUCACAAACAAAGGUAUUAUUUCAGAUAGGUUGUGAUUCAGAAAUGGAGGAAAACAACCAAACCCAGAACGACCCGCAAGACUACUAUAAGUCACAUUGUAAUGAUUUGACAAAGUUGUCUCCUUGUCUAUCGGUUUCGCUUAGAGGGCAAACAAUUACACGGGGGCCAAAUGAACAGAAGCUGAGAGGUGAUUCGGUACUAAGUGACACAUUCGAAUCCGUCCACCAAACAAAUUGCAUAGGGUCAAAUCAAUGUUUUAAAUCAACCCAUUCAACGGACAAUGAGUCACCCAAAUGGCCAAAUAAAGAUAUAACAACUGUCCUGCAGCAACUUUGUUUGUCAAUUCAGUCCACCCACAAAUUGGUCAGUCCACUUGAUUUCUCAUCAAAUGUGGCUUCAUUGUUUGGCUCUUCAUUCAAUGCCUUCUUGUCAUUCUUGUUAGUGAGUGCUGUGAGAGACAUUUUAGCGGACAAUGUCGUCCCUGAGGCCUUGUUUAUUGUGAAAUCCCUGCAAGACAUCUCUGCCAUCGAGGACCGGAAUGAGCAACUUGCAAGACUGACUGAUUUGCACAGUGGAGCGUCUUCGGAGCUAAUUAAGUGCUGGACAGAUUUCCAGACUUUAACUGAAAAUAUGGAGACCGAAUCUCUUGCCAAAGUUCUAGAAGCCAAAAAUGCAGUUUGUGAGAGGGAUGCAUUUGAAGUCUGGGGUUUGGGUCUUGAUGAGCUAAUGAAGGAGCUGAGUAUGCCGUAUGAACUCAGAGCAGAGAUUUCUUCAGCAAUUCGCCAAGGAACAAUUUUACCUUUGAAACAACAAUGUAAUCAAACAAACCACCCAGGUAUGGAGUCGGUUGUGCUAGACUGUGACACUGAAUCAAAACAAUGUUUUGAUAAUGCUUGCUACAAUGAAAACCCAACUGGUAAAGAUAACACUGGGGGGAUGAUGGUUCAGUCUGAAGAAGAACGAGUUAAGAAAGGAGGCCAAAAUGCAGAAGAAUCCGAAGUAUUGCAAAUAGAGACAGAUGAAUCCUCAGUAGACGAGAAAAAUGUGGCACUGGUAAAGGGAGAAGAAGACCACAUGAUGGAGAAUGAGAAGGCAGUGGUUCAAGGAGAGAAAGAUCAUGAUGGAAGGGAGACUAAAUUAAAACAAAGUGAAGGGGACACAGAAGAGGAAGCAGUAAGUAAAGAAAGUGAAGCAAACACAGGACAAGAAGAACAAUCAGAUGAGGAAGAAGAGGAGCAAAAAGCAGAUGUAGCUGAUUCAGAGGAUGGAACAACAGAUAAGGAACAUCAGGAAGCAGGAGAGGGUGGUGUUGAGACGGAUGAGUGUAAAGCUGAAAAAGAAGACAAGGGGAACGAUGUGGUGGCACAGGAUGAUGAGGGGAGUAACGAGGAAUGGAGAGAAGACACAUAUGAGGUAUACGAAGUAGAAAAGCAGGUUGAAGACAUCAAGGCAGAACGUGUGGGAGAUCUUGUCGAGAUGAUUGAAAAAGUGGACAACGAAAAAGUGCAAAAAGAAAACACAGAGGAGGUAGAAACUGAACUCAUUAGGGAGGACUGCCAUGAUAAUAGUCACACCCCUGAACCUUUACCAGAUGAAGAAGAAAUUAAUCCUGUUGUAUCAGAACAGAUAGAAAAGCAAGUUGAAGAUAAAGAGGCAGAGGACGAAUCUGCAGAAGGGAUCAUAGCUGUCGAGGAAGUGGAAAUGUCUAAUCAGACGCAAACUCAAGUGGAGAGGACAGAUGGUGAAGAUAAUGUUGAAUAUUUAAAUGAGGGAUUUGGCAAAGAACCAAAUGAAGAGUUGGACAACACAGGAAGUGUCUCUGAUGAAACCUUUAGAAAAAGUCCACAAUCCAGUGAGAUAGACGAGAAUGGAAGCAUGGAGGCAAACGUGGAAGUUGAAAAUAGCAAGGAAUCAUAUCUGAAGUAUUUGUCUGAUGAGCACUGUGAGGAGGAUGCAGCUAAUGCAAAUGAUUCUUUUAACCACGCACAGCUGCAUCAUCAAGGUAGAAGCAACAGCCUAAGCCACCCAGUCGAAAUAUCACAAGAACUCCUGGACUUUGUCAACUCUGCGUUGCAGUCUUCCUCGCUCAUAUUUACCUAUGACGAUCGUGGCAACAUUAGGAUAGAGCCGGAUCGUGCUCAAAUCGCUGAAACAAAGCAAACUCUUAUUCCUGAGAACCAAAGGGAUUGUUUGUAUGGUUCAACAUGCCUUCCGAGCCCAAUAACCUCUGAUUUGUCCGACUACAGACCAGAAAGUUUGGACAGUGGUGGAUAUCAAAGUCAGGACUCUGUAGACAUAGUUUCGGAGAGUAGUGAAGAAGCUUCUGAGGGAGCGAAUCUGGGGAAAAACUCCAAAGUGUCCAUGGCAAAUAAUUCAAACGGUGUACAAAGCGGAGGAAGUAUAUCUUCUUGUGACUCCUUCACUAAAGCCUCCAGAGAGGUUCUGUCUUAUUGUAGCAAAGUAAACACAUCAAAAUUGGAUAGCGACCCAGUGACUGAGUCAGAACAGCCCCAAGACCUCAAUGACGGCGUCUUGAUUGACGAAGGUAGAUGGCUGCUCAAGGAAAAUCACCUCAUAAGGAAUUCGCCUCCAGUUUCUCAAGGCAUGUAUCAGGAUUUGGACAGCAGCUCAACUCAAGAGAACUCAAGUGAGGACUCUUCGACUCACCUUGCUAGUCAGCACACCCCUCUCACAGUUAUAUCCUCAUCAGAGCUGGAAGAGAUGGCCAAGCCUCAACCUCCAAGGUGCUGCUACUUCACCAUGCCCCAUGGAAGUGAUUCAGACCCUUUCCCAGAGGAUGCCAGUGACACAAGCAGGAGCAACGAUACGAGCAGCUUGGAAGAGCAAGGCUUCAGGGUGUCGCCAACUAUCGACACCUCCAAAACUUGGGCAAAUAAGAACGGAAGCCUUUCUUCAUUUGUGUCAGUGGAGUUUAGAGUGCCAGACAGAAAAGUGCACCCUGAGGUAGGGGAGUCCUCCUUAACUGGGGAAGUAGCAAGAGGAACAUCUGGUGGUACAAGGGCAGUACUGCAGUCACAAGACUCUUUAGAUGCAUCAUCGCAUGUGAGAUGUGGGCAGUACUGCCUCAUUCUAUGACUAGAACUAGUCUUACCCUUGAUUAUUUAACAACAUUUUUGGAGAAAUGUUUGUGAUACAUUUCCUUAUAAUACACAAUUCUGCCAAAAUAUUAACCAAGCUUUAUGGUCAUGUUUAUUCCAUUACACCGCCUUGUUUUUUUUAUGUUUCUUUGAUACUAUACAGUAUAAAAUAUCAACUAAUAAUGAAGGUUUAUAGCUAAGGACUGAUAAGUGACAAAAUGUGAUGUUAUAUUGUAUAAAUAUGUAAAUGAGUCAAUAAAAUAUUGCUCUAUUCAUACAAGUGCCAUUUCUAUUUACCCUUAUCAUGCAUGGAUAACAAAUGUGAUAACAUUAUUAGUGUUUAGACCAAGUACUGCUCAUGCCUUCAGCAGCUUUGAGGACUUUCAUAAGGUUGGCAACAGCAGAGCAUGUGACUUCUAAACAUGAAGACAACAUGGUCUUGAUUCCCGUAGGCUAUCGGUAAAUGGACUUUAUUGUCAAUGCGUUAUGGAGAAGUAAAGUCAAUUAUGUAAAUGUUAUUUACUGUCUUC
This is a messenger RNA of Entelurus aequoreus (snake pipefish), 6484 nucleotides long. RefSeq names its product oxygen-regulated protein 1 (gene rp1). NCBI's taxonomy places the organism in Eukaryota, Metazoa, Chordata, Actinopteri, Syngnathiformes, Syngnathidae. Gene Ontology annotation, cellular component: axoneme. The record is from RefSeq and is a predicted model, not a curated record. Gene Ontology annotation, biological process: retina development in camera-type eye; axoneme assembly; intracellular signal transduction. The coding region runs from base 397 to 5952 and encodes 1851 amino acids. The transcript is spliced from 4 exons.